Cryptotermes secundus is the source of this 372-nucleotide messenger RNA. RefSeq names its product FACT complex subunit Ssrp1-like. The record is from RefSeq and is a predicted model, not a curated record. The transcript has 3 exons. NCBI's taxonomy places the organism in Eukaryota, Metazoa, Arthropoda, Insecta, Blattodea, Kalotermitidae. Gene Ontology annotation, cellular component: FACT complex; nucleus. Gene Ontology annotation, molecular function: nucleosome binding; DNA binding; histone binding. The annotation marks the transcript as partial.
CAGUGGUCGUUAUGAUAUCAAGAUAUUUCAGUCAUUCUUCCAGCUUCAUGGCAAAACUUUUGAUUAUAAGAUUCCAAUGUCAACAGUGCUGCGGCUGUUUAUUCUGCCUCAUAAGGACAGCAGGCAGAUGUUCUUUGUUGUGAGUUUGGAUCCUCCUAUCAAACAGGGUCAAACACGGUACCAUUAUUUGGUGUUCCUCUUUGGACAAGAGGAAGAUAUCACCAUUGAAUUGCCUUUGACAGAUGAAGAACUGCAAGAGAAAUAUGAAGGAAAGUUGUCUAAGGAAAUAACAGGUCCUACAUAUGAAGUAAUGGGGAAAGUUAUGAAAGCAAUUGUAAACAGGAAGAUUACAGUUCCAGGUGGUUUUGUUGG